CCUCCCCCCUCCCGUCUCUCGCCUCGCCUCCCCCAACGAGCGAGCCCAACACGCAAACGGAACGCUUCCUCGCCCCUCCUCCGCCUUAUCCUCUCCGAUGGCGUCCCUCACCACCACCACCUCCUCCCCGGCCGCCCUCCCGGCGGCCACCACCGCCUCCUCUGCGGCCGCGGCGUCGUCCAUCUCCCCUCACGCUGGGACAUCCAAGCGGCCGCUCCUCGCGGGCGACGACGCUCCCUGGCGCGUCGCGGCCACCGCCGCGGGGCAGGGGAUCCGCCCCGUCCCGCGCAUCCACCACGCCCCCGUACUCCGCGUCGCCACGCGGGACGAUUCUGCCGCCUACGCCCUCGCCGUCAUGAAGCAUCCGGAUCCGAUUGGGGAGGGGCUGGCCAUGGAGGCGAUCGCGGAGGCGGCCGGGCCGGAGUGCAUCGUGCCCGGGCAGCAGGCUCCGCUGCGGCUCAUGGGGCUCAAGAUUUGGCCCCUUGAUAUAGAUAUGAAGUUCCUAGAGCCUUUUGGACGGGAGUUACAUUCCAUGAAAAAGUUCAUGGACAAGUCAUGCAGUGUUAUGGACUCAUCUCUAGCAAAUAAGUAGGCACAUGGCAGAUUAGUACCGUCCAAUACCAGCUUUUGUUGUAUCCUCCUGCUUGCUGAAGUUACGAGACCCGAAAGAUAGAAAAUCGGAAGAAGAGCCAUGGAGAGAAACCACAUUCUUUGCAUAUCUCGAGCCACAUCACCUGAUGGAACGAGAUAUGGCAGUAACAAUUAGUGAGUAGUUCUGUAUGGAGCCCGGGCUCAGCCUCCGCCAAUAUAAGUGCUCUACAUGUUCCUAUGCAUUUAUGUCCGUGUAACGUUUACCCACUGAGGUUAUGUUGUCAGUUGCCAAGGGAAGAAAAAAAUAUUUUACAAUUUACCAUUUGUUCUGUUGCUA
Phragmites australis (common reed) is the source of this 928-nucleotide messenger RNA. RefSeq lists its product as uncharacterized. The record is from RefSeq and is a predicted model, not a curated record. The transcript is spliced from 4 exons. Bases 98 to 592 code for a protein of 164 amino acids. Gene Ontology annotation, cellular component: chloroplast envelope. NCBI's taxonomy places the organism in Eukaryota, Viridiplantae, Streptophyta, Magnoliopsida, Poales, Poaceae.